UAAAACUCCCCUGCACAUGCGCAAUGACAGCCAUUAGCUCACAGCACAGCUGCACGAGGAGAAACAGAAGAAGAAAAUAAAGUAAAAAAUAAAGAAACAAAGAGAAUAAAAGAGAAAACAGAGAGUAGAGAGACAAACGGUGGAGAGAUGAACCAGCUGGAGCGUCCAAAAGAUGAGGAGGACCAGGAAGAGUCAGACUGUCACUAUGACAACAGUGACAGGACCAACAACAACAACAACAACAACCGACGGAAGACAGUGUGUCCAGGUGCAGGUGAACACCCUCUCCAGUACAACUACACCUUCUGGUACAGCAGAAGAACUCCGAGUCGUCCGGCGAGUUCUCAGAGUUACGAACAAAACAUCAGACAGAUCGGCACUGUUGCCUCGGUGGAGCAGUUUUGGAGGUUUUACAGUCACCUGGUCAGACCAGGUGAUCUGAGUGGACACAGUGACUUCCACCUGUUCAAGGAGGGAAUCAAACCCAUGUGGGAGGACGAGUCAAACCGCAGUGGGGGGAAGUGGAUCAUUCGUCUCCGUAAAGGUCUCGCCAGUCGCUUCUGGGAGAACAUCAUCCUGGCCAUGUUGGGAGAGCAGUUCAUGGUGGGAGAGGAGAUCUGUGGAGCUGUCGUCUCCAUUCGCUUCCAGGAGGACAUCUUGUCAAUCUGGAACAGAACGUCCAAUGACCAAAUGACGACGUCGAGGAUCAGAGAUACUUUAAGACGAGUUCUGAACCUUCCAACCAACACCAUCAUGGAGUACAAGACCCACAACGACAGCCUCAGGGACAACUCGAGCUUCAGAAACACAAAGAUUUCUCUCUGAGGACGAGCGUGUCAGCUGACUGUCCUCUUGUCCAAUCAGGAUCAACGUCCUCAACUGUCAUUGGCCAGCGGAGCUGCGUGUGUGUGUUGACUGGAUCAAUAAAGUGACUGACCUGAA
Acanthopagrus latus (yellowfin seabream) is the source of this 942-nucleotide messenger RNA. RefSeq names its product eukaryotic translation initiation factor 4E family member 2 related sequence 1 (gene eif4e2rs1). The transcript is spliced from 7 exons. Gene Ontology annotation, cellular component: cytoplasm; eukaryotic translation initiation factor 4F complex. Gene Ontology annotation, biological process: translational initiation. Gene Ontology annotation, molecular function: RNA 7-methylguanosine cap binding; translation initiation factor activity. NCBI's taxonomy places the organism in Eukaryota, Metazoa, Chordata, Actinopteri, Spariformes, Sparidae. Bases 148 to 825 code for a protein of 225 amino acids. The record is from RefSeq and is a predicted model, not a curated record.